Molecule: messenger RNA, 643 nt
Organism: Plectropomus leopardus (leopard coralgrouper)
Lineage: Eukaryota; Metazoa; Chordata; Actinopteri; Perciformes; Serranidae
Source: RefSeq, a predicted model, not a curated record
GACCGCAGAGACUGGCUGCUGGACAACGCUCUGGGAAGAUGGCUGACUAAGAGACAGAUUGUCCUCUCAAACCUGACUUUGCUCAAAGUGCUGCUGUGGCUGGUGCUGCUCGGUCUGUUUGUUGAACUGGAGUUUGGCCUGCCAUUCUUCGUCAUUUCGCUCUUCUACUGGCUCUAUGAGGGACUCCGUAGCCCGGCUGCCCGCGAGCCCGGAGAACUGAGCGCUUAUUCUGUCUUCAAUCCAGACUGUCAGCCUCUGCUGGGCACCCUCACUGCGGAGCAGCUGGAGGGAGAGAUGGGUUACAGACCCCUGGCUAACAGAUGAAGCACCAGUGAUGUGCACAUUUACGUCAAAUAUUCACAUGUUUUUGUCCUUUCAAAAAUGUUUCUUGUCUCUAGGCCUUAAUAUCAAAAAUUACAAACAUCCUGAGAGUAAUUCAUUGCACAUUUUGCUUUGGCAUUGUCUUCUUUUCAUCUUUUUUUUUUAAAACAAAGUUAUUUUUGAGAAAAGAUUCAGGAAAUGGUUAUUCAAGACUUGCAAAGCAACUUAAUUAAUUCAUCCUUUGAAACCCGGAGGGACAUCACAUUUCUUUUCUUAAUUUUGGGAGAAAGAGGCAACAAGCAACUUGGUAAGAAAUGUCUCA